CUUUAAAUCCCCAAGAAAGUAAAAUCUGAAAUAAUUUUUCAGAUCUGUAGCUCUGAUCUACGUCUUAAAACAAAUGGUUUCUAAGUACGGUUGAGGUGGUAAGACAGACUGUUAGUGUAACACAUUACAGAAUUUUGGAAUAUUGAUUUAUGUAAUGGAGAGCUGAACACUAGUCAGUGCUUUCUUUAAUUUUAAUAGCUCAUUCUGCCUUGGUCUGUGACUCCGAAUGAAUUAUAAUUCUUAGCAUGGCCAAUACCACAAAGUUGGGUGAGCUUGAACUAUAUAAUAGCUUUCUUUUUAAUGAUUGCUAGAGCUUGUAGCAGCAAGGACGGAGAAUGAAAGGGAACUGUGGUAGUUUUUAUGUUUUAUUUUUUACCUAAAAUGAGUAUUCUGGUAAGAUGAAAAGUAGCCGUGGGCGGAGGCCCUGAGCUAUGGGCAAAGGUCACAUCACGUCAGCACCAGAGAAGUCAUAGGAGAAAGCAGGAAGUACUGACCCUCCAGUUCACCAAGGACUCACUAGGAAAGACCUUCUGUCACCGGAGCGAGUUUUCUAGAGGGGCGGGUCAUAAGGAGAUUACAUCAUGCUCAGUGGAUUCCCCUAGGAGCUCCUUCUGUUUCCUGACCUCUUUCCCAGAGUAACACUCUCUGGGUUCUGGUGUUUCCCACCCAGUGUGUGAUCAUCCUGUGCGUGCAUGUGCUCAUCCUCAAACCCUUCAGAGUCUUGUCCACGUGCUUUAAAACUAGGUAGAAAUCCUUACACUCUGUGUCUUCCUCCAGUUUAUUCUCUUGGCAUAACACUUGAAAAAGCUUUAAUUGGGGGUCAUCAUGAUGACUCAGUGGGUAAGGGUGCUUGCCACCAAUUCUGAUCACCUGACUUUAGUCCAUAGAACCUACUCGGAGGAGGGAGAGAACCAGUUCCUGCAGGUUGCCCACUGACCUCUACCUGCACCCCCCAAAUAAAAGUAAUGCAGAAUAAGAUUGUGUUUAGUUAAUACAUUAUCUAGUUCACUUUUAUUUUGUUAUUUAUUUAAUGUGUAUGAGUAUUUCAUCUGCAUGUGUAUCUAUGUACCAUGUGCAUGCCUGGUACUUGUGGAAGCCAGAAGAAAGCAUCAGAUCUCCUGGAACAGAUGGUUUUGAGCCACCAUGUGGUACUGGGAAUCAAAUCCAGGUCCUCGGAAGAUUAGCCAGCGCCAUCAAUCGAGUCCCCACUUCAUUCAUUUUUAAGUGCUCUGUGGCAUUUCUGAGUCUGACUCAUGUAAAGGAUCAUUUCUUAGCUAACAGUAUUUUUUCACUGACGAUUGUGAGGGGCAGGGAUCUAUUCUGCCAUUUUUAAGGUUAGACUUGGAAUGCUCUUUUGCCUUUCAGAAAAGCUAAUCUCCUUUUUGGUGUGCAGUGUCCUCCUUUGUCAUCUUCUUGGGAAAGCCUUUUGUGCUUCCCCAGAGAAGGCAGAGAGUAGUAUCUCAUCACACAGGCAAACGUGGCUUGAGAAGGGUGCACAGUAGCAUCUGCUCUAACGGCGAGCUCACGGGGACCUGGCUGCUGCCGGACAGCUUGCUUCACUCCACUGAAAUCCGAGGGUUUUCCCAGGGUAGACAGCGCAUGAAACCUGCUGGUGUCAACUUGUUUCUCCGUGUUUGGCAUGCUCUGCAGUGCAUAGAUGCUGCUUUAUUUUGUAAAAAGAAUUUAAUGCCUUUCAUGGUUAAAGAAAAAGCUGGUUGUUAAGUUGUGGCAUAGCUUUCCAGAGCAAGCCGAAGAAACUUGAGUUCCAGAAGGACAAGGAGGACUUCUUAAGAUAGUUGAUGUGAAAUAAAUACCUGUUUUAAUAAUCAGUCUUAGUCCAUGGAGAUUCUUACUUUAUAGUCCUUAGUUUUUAAUGUAUUUAUGUUUGAUUUUCUGUGUAUUGUCUGUAUGUGUACCACAUGUGCCCAGUGCCCACAGAGGUCCAGUCCCAGAUGGUUGGCGUUACCAUAUGGGAGCCGGGAUUGAAUCUGGGUUAUAGUCCUUGUUUUAAGGCACAGUCUUGGGUACAUUUUUAUCAUCUCAGUCUCCUACCUUUAUCUUACAGUUUCAGAAUCCAUGCUAACAAUCUGAGCAUCUUUUACAGGAACCACAGUGCCCAGCUUCAUCGGGGUUGGCCCUCCAAGUGAUUUGCUCUGCCGCACAUUAACCAGAAGUGCUGAGCCAGCAAGGGGAGGCAAGCCAGCAGGAUGCUUCCAGGGGUGGUCUUAAGGCAAGGCGAGAGCGGCCAAGACCAAGGGGAAAUCGCCACUUAGGCAUUCAAGCUGUAGUCUGGCCAGAAAUGCUAUUAACAGUCUUUCUCUCAUGACCAUUCCUCAGUGGCUGGCAAGAUCCCCACCUCACUGUCCACUGUCCAUGCCAGUGACAUCUUAGCUGCUAGAGUGUGGAGCUGGCCUGUGGGAGUCAAGUAUUGGUGGUGUGACCUGUUCAUGCAGGGGAAACUUGAACGUUCGCAGGCACACCAGAGGCCGGCGUCCUGGCAGAGCGUGGGUGCUGCAUAUUGCAGUACGGUUGUGCCCUCUGAUGACGUGACGGUGGUUUAUCAAAAUGGUUUACCGGUGAUAUCUGUGAGGCUACCUUCUCGGCGAGAACGCUGCCAGUUCACACUCAAGCCUAUCUCGGACUCCGUCGGGGUGUUUCUCCGACAACUGCAAGAGGAGGAUCGGGGAAUCGACCGCGUUGCCAUCUAUUCCCCAGAUGGUGUUCGAGUUGCUGCCUCCACGGGGAUAGACCUCCUGCUCCUCGAUGACUUUAAGCUUGUCAUUAAUGACUUAACAUACCACGUACGGCCACCAAAGAGAGACCUCCUGAGCCAUGAAAACGCAGAGACCCUGAACGAUGUGAAGACGCUGGUCCAGCAGCUCUACACCACACUGUGCAUUGAGCAGCAUCAGCUUAAUAAGGAGCGGGAGCUCGUGGAGAGGUUAGAGGACCUCAGACAGCAGCUGGCCCCCCUGGAGAAGGUACGGAUUGAAAUUAGCAGGAAAGCGGAGAAGAGGACCACUCUGGUGCUAUGGGGAGGCCUUGCCUACAUGGCCACACAGUUUGGCAUUUUGGCCCGGCUUACCUGGUGGGAAUACUCCUGGGACAUCAUGGAACCGGUCACCUACUUCAUCACGUAUGGGAGCGCCAUGGCCAUGUAUGCGUAUUUUGUAAUGACGCGCCAGGAAUAUGUUUAUCCUGAAGCCAGAGACAGACAAUACUUAUUAUUUUUCCAUAAAGGAGCCAAAAAGUCUCGUUUCGACCUAGAGAAAUACAAUCAACUCAAGGAUGCAAUUGCUCAGGCAGAAAUGGAUCUUAAGAGACUGAGAGACCCGCUACAAGUACAUCUGCCCCUCCGACAGAUCGGAGAAAAGGAAUGAUCAGAGAUGAGCGUGAAUCCCGGCAGUCAGCGCCCCUGUUUGUAACUCACGCCUUUUUAAUUAAAGCAUGGCAGGUGGAUGCUGGGGCCGUGUGGGGUAGAGGGUUUUUACCUUUAAUUCUAAAAACAAAACACAAAAAGGAUCUUAGGGGAAAGGGGAUCUUAAAUGCCGAGGAUCAGGCUUCGUGGAAUCCAAGUGCAAAGGGCUUUGCGAAUCUCGUCUUGAGCACCCGAUUCUGGGUGAGAGUGAUGACGUCACAGCUCGAGGGGGUGCUGGGUUUGCUUCGUGCAUCUUUGCAGGGUGUGCAAAACACGAACACACCAGCAUCCCACUCAGCUCUAGAUUUUGUUUUUUUUUUUUAAUUUAAAGUUUCUUAUUUUUGACAUAGGAAUAUAUAAGUAGAUAAGAAAAUCAAAUCUUCUGAUGCGUGAUUGGCAGAGUCUGAGCCGGUGCGGUUAGCCUGCAUUUUAAGCUGGACCCAGUCUCUGCGGUUACCGGACUGUCUCCGUCCUGCACCCUUUUCUGACCACCUACCUACUCCUGGAAUUGGUCGGUUACACUGCUUUUGCCCACGUAAUCAUUGGAAUUAAUUUAUAAUUGUUUGAUAAUUGACACUUAGAUUAUCUCUUAAUGAGAUCUCAUGUCUGUCUCCCUGGGCUCCGAAUCACUGUCUAGAAGUCAGUGGCAGUACUGCAUGAGGGUUUUUUUGUAUUUUGGGUUUUUUUUUUUUUGUUUGUUUGUUUUGUUUUGUUUUUUUACUAAGUAGUCUUGAGAGGAGGAGGAGAUCCCUUCCUUCCUACACCGACCCCAUUGAUGAUAACCCUCGCCUCCUGCACACCACGGAUCAGGCCAGUGCUCAUCCCUGUUCCCAAAGGAGGAGGAUGUAAGGAUUACAGAUCAGCUAAAGACGGCUCCUCAGAACCAGGAUGCUCUCGGGUCAUCAGACACAAGCUUCCUCACCAUCAUGCGCCCUCACAGCUCGACCACCCCAGUUGCUGUAAAUCAAGGGCAGAUCUCAAAGGGUGCAGCUCUCUUUUUACCCAGAAUACCUUUCUAUGGCUUCCUGUAGCCUGUCUUCUCCACCCUGUUUCUUUUUAUCUUAGCGAGAGACAGAAGAAUUACUCUUACACUCUUAUCAGAGUGAUUUCUAUCAUCUUACCAGAUGGCACCUGCGCUCGAAGUCAAAGCGCUCUACCUAGCGUCCUGUUUUUAACUGUUCUGGGGACAGGAUGGCAGUGAGGACGGGGGCUUGCCACACAGCUGACUGGGUGUUUGGUUUUCUUUUUUUCCUUCACAUGAUUCACCCCUCCUCAUGGGACAAGGGGUUUCUUUUGCCUCCUCUUUUUGGGAUCAUUGUGUAUGAAAGAAAACCUUCAGAGGACAAACCCAGACUCCAGGUGCCUUGCAGGGGUGUAGGCCAGCCGGGCCACCGCUUCCACCACCAGCUGUCACCGGCCUGCCGGAGUGAGAGGAUGCAUGUCCCAGUCCCCAGCCCGCCUCCUCCUUCCUUCCUGGUGUUCAACCUCUCUUGAUUCUUUUCCUUGUGUAGAGUAUUUUUAAGCCAUCUAUCCUGUUUGUGUGCAGGGUUCUUAAGAAGGAAUGGCACAGUGCAAUGAGCAAAUCAUCUGGGUGGUGUGGGAGGCAGGGGGGGGGCAAGCAAGAUGUGGAACACGUGUACAAUCCUGUAUCAUUUAUGAAAUAUGUAUAAAAAGCAAUGUACCUUCUGGAACAAUAAAUACUUAUUCAAUUUUUGAA
Rattus norvegicus (Norway rat) is the source of this 5135-nucleotide messenger RNA. The record is from RefSeq and is a predicted model, not a curated record. Lineage: Eukaryota; Metazoa; Chordata; Mammalia; Rodentia; Muridae.